AUGGUUCUCUACAAAGUGAUCUGUGUGGCAGCUCUGCUGACUCUACUGGCAGCAGAGUCUCGCUCACAACCAAAUGUCUACAUACUGGACCCAGCGCCAGAGGACAGGACCACUGACAUCACCUCGGACAGAACAAUGCUAACAGAUGAAUUUCCUCUGUCUUCUCCUACCUUGAGACAGAAGAGAGCGGCCAGUUACUAUAACCCGAUUCCAAACUCCAACUUGAGAUGGGUGUACAGGAGUUCUGGUAGUCGUCUCCCUGCUGGAACUGUGUAUUAUGACAACGGGUUUUCAUGCCGCAGGAAGCAAUACGUGCAAAUACGGGUGAACAAAGACAAUUUUGAGAUUUUUGAGUUCAAGUCCGGUUCCUAUGGUUCAGUGCCUAAGGAUGCAAUCAGGACCUGCCGUAAUGUUAACAUAUUUGUUGGGAAGAACGAGUAUGGUCUUGGGAAGGUGGAUGUCAGAAAUAAGUCCUUCUAUCUUCCCUGGGAGGGUUGGGAGUACAAGUACAGGCAUUACCAUGUCCUGGUCAUGAGCAGGAGAGUUAAGUCAGACCGCAUUUCUGAUGUCAAGUACAACUUUAAAGCAGCUAAAAAGAUUAGUCAUCCUCCAGAGGUCAUGACCAAGGCUUCCAGUAGCAAUUAUCAGUGUAGAACAGUUUCCAAAACAGUUCAUCUCUCAAAGUCGUAUUCAGAAGAGAAAAGGUGGGACAGUACCACUUCCAUCUCAGUUGGUGUCACAGCCAGCUUCACUGGCAAAAUCCCAUUUGUUGGCGAGACAGGUAUUGAGGUCAGUACUGAGGUCACAAAAGAUAUCUCCAAAGGGAGCAGCAUAAGUGUGUCGAAAAAUCUUGCUGUCGAUGUGUCGGUAACUGUCCCACCGAACCACUCCUGCGGUGUCAAAAUUAUGGGACAUAGGUACACAACAAAAAUCCCAUACACAGCACGCCUCACCCGCACGUACAAAAACGGGCAAGUCAAAUCGACGACCACCACUGGGACAUUCAAUGGUGUCAAUGUUGUAGAUUUCAGGUCUGUUGUAGAUCGCUGUGUCCCUCUUCCCAAUGCUCAGCCUUGCAAGUGA
Molecule: messenger RNA, 1083 nt
Organism: Scomber scombrus (Atlantic mackerel)
Lineage: Eukaryota; Metazoa; Chordata; Actinopteri; Scombriformes; Scombridae
Product: natterin-3-like
Exons: 4
Coding region: 1-1083 (360 amino acids)
Source: RefSeq, a predicted model, not a curated record